AUGGCGAAGGCACAUCUCUUCUCAUCGAUAUUUGCAUUACUACUUUUUGGUGCAGCAUUGAAUGCUCAGAUCUCAAAAAAAGGUUCGUUCUCUUCUCGAGUCCGGUUUGUUAUAACUGAUGAUAAUAAUAAAAUGCAUUUGAUAAAUAAUCAUUGUACUACGAUCCGAAGGUUAACUGCACUAAAGCUGCUCGAAAAGCCGGCAAUAGUUGAAUUUGUAACACAAUGCGAAAAAGGGCCAAUAGAUCUAAUAUUUUUGGUGGACACCAAUACCCGAAGCAUCAUUGACUUCAACGAACAGCAAAACAGAAUUACUGAUACUAUCAGGUGGGCGCUAUGGUCACUGCUGCCUGAUUGUUCUUUGCGGAUGUACAAAGGUAUGAAAAAGCAUCAGGAUGCAUAA
This is a messenger RNA of Loa loa (African eye worm), 402 nucleotides long. RefSeq lists its product as hypothetical. The record is from RefSeq and is a predicted model, not a curated record. The coding region runs from base 1 to 402 and encodes 133 amino acids. NCBI's taxonomy places the organism in Eukaryota, Metazoa, Nematoda, Chromadorea, Rhabditida, Onchocercidae. The transcript has 3 exons.